CUCAUAAACCCAACAGGUUUCUUAGGAAUUUACCUAGGUCCUGCCCUUGAUUGAGAGCUUCGCGACCCUCACCCCUUAUCCUGCCGAAGCUUUCGCCUGCGUCUUUUCAGUAGAGGCUACUGUACCUGCAGAUAGGCUUGCCGCGUGCGAUUAGCCACCAGUCUUCUAGCGUUUAGGCAAGAGUCGUCAUCCCCUGCUGGACCUGAACGCACCUCCAGCGCCUAAACGCCAUACCGCAAUAAUACGGCGUUGGGAGUUUUGCUAACCUCGUUUGGCUGUGCGUGGUCAGCGCUUGCCAUCGGUCGUCCUAAAUAUCAUACCGCACCCCAGGCUGCGUUGUAAAUGAACGGCUUCGUGGAUACAUCGAUGCAAACGGAGGAGAACAGGGGCCCUUCACAUGCUCCCGCUGAUUGCCGCCAGUGGUCGCCGUCAACCGGAAGCGCUGAACCCAAAUCGCCCGUUCACGGUGCCAGUAUCUGUAAAGCAGUCCAAUCGCCCACGGCCAGCACGGACGCCUUGCGGGCGCUCUCCAACACCGCAGUCUGCUCCUUGUCCCAACUGUCUCCAAGCGCGUUGUCUCCCCAAAGCAUGUUUGGUGGAUCAUCGUCCCAUGGCUUUCACGGUUUUGAGCCCGUCGACAUCACGUGCGUCCUCCGCACCAAGCCCAAAUCUACGACGGAUCAGAUGCCAAAGGCGCUACCAAAGGUCAAGCAGAACCUGGAGUGCGUGCUCAUGUCGCCCACUCGACGCACCGCCAAGAGGCCCCUCACAUGGCAAUGGAGCUACGACUCUGGGACGAUGGCCUUUCCGGCGGUGGCCAACGGUAACAACCUACUCAAGCACACACCAGCAUCUGCCGCGGCG
Molecule: messenger RNA, 864 nt
Organism: Astrephomene gubernaculifera
Lineage: Eukaryota; Viridiplantae; Chlorophyta; Chlorophyceae; Chlamydomonadales; Astrephomenaceae
Source: the annotation of a GenBank genome assembly